Molecule: messenger RNA, 3494 nt
Organism: Heteronotia binoei (common prickly gecko)
Lineage: Eukaryota; Metazoa; Chordata; Lepidosauria; Squamata; Gekkonidae
Gene: RADIL
Product: Rap associating with DIL domain
Exons: 14
Coding region: 6-3428 (1140 amino acids)
Biological process (GO): substrate adhesion-dependent cell spreading; signal transduction; neural crest cell migration
Cellular component (GO): microtubule
Molecular function (GO): GTPase binding
Source: RefSeq, a predicted model, not a curated record
GACUCAUGACGUCCACACGGGCUCUGUUUUAUGGCUCGCCUCCAGCCAUGUCCCCGCCUUCCAAAAACAAAUUCAAGCGCCAGAGCAGGAUAUUUUCUCAGGUCCUGUACCGGACGCUGAGCUACAAGGACCGCAACUCAGUGGCCGCCUACCCGGUGGAGACCAAAGAUGAUCCAGCCGAGCUCUCCACCCAGAUCUCCGCCCCGGGGGUCCUCAAGGUGUUUGGGUGCCACAUCUGUGCGGGCACCCACUACAAGAGUGUCCUGGCGACAGCCAGCUCCAGUGCCCAGGAGCUGGUGAAGGAAGCCCUCGAGCGUUACGGACUAAGCAAGGUGAACGCCGACCAUUAUGUCCUCUGCGACGUCAUCGGACGGUUUGUGAGUUCCGAGAAGCAGUGGCAGAUGGACGGCCUGAGGGUGCUCCGAGACAAUGAGAAACCUCUCUCGAUCCAGGAUCUCUGGAAGCCCCGCGAAGGCUUCUCCCGGCGGUUUGAACUCCGAAAGCGAUCCGAGGUAGAGGAAUUGGCUGCCAAGGACAAAGACACCCUCACAGCAGGUAUUAAUGCCCAGGCUCGGAAACUCCAGCGGAACCGCGCCAAAGGCACCAUGACUCUCCUGACGGGAUGCAAAAGCCACUCCACGCCACCGCCUCUCCGGCGCACGGUCAGCGAGACCAGCCUCAACCAGGCCAGCCCGCAGGACGGCAAAGAGGAGGAGCAGCUCAAAAGGCAUUACUCCACACUGCCAGAGGCCCUCCGCUGUGUGGAGAGCACGAGGAAUGGGCCGCCAGUUCUCACGGAGGAGCCAAGUGGCCAUAUCCUGCGCCACUCGCUUUACCAGUCUCCACAUCUCCUGCUUCUGCAGGGUUACAGCCAGCAACACGACAGUUUAGUUUACCUGUUGAACCGCGACCAGCACACUGUAGGCCAAAGAACUCAGGCUAGCAAGCCCAGCAUUAGCCUCUCCGCUCCGGACAUCCUUCCCCUUCACUGCACCAUCCGGAAGGCUAAGGUCUCCAGCCGCUCCCACCAUCGCUCGGAAGAGAAACUGAUCCUCGAGCCCAUCCCGGGAGCCGGCGUCUCCGUCAACUUCUCCGAGGUGGGGCAGACGGUGGUCCUCCACCACGGGGACUUGAUCUCCCUCGGCCUUUACUAUCUGCUCCUCUACAAGGAUCCUCUGAAAACCCAGCCGCUGCCCGCUCAGACCCUGAUGAGGCUCAAAGCCGUGCGCCGGGCCUCGGAACCAGAGCUCCCGUCCACCUGCAAGAUGUGCGGCAGCCAGGUGAAAGAGAAACCGUCCUCUUCCAAGAAGCCAGGGCCCCAGCCCCCCUCGGGCCGGAGAGCCAGCCGGCGGAGGCCGCAGCUGGAGUUCGACAAGGCGAACGAGGACUUGCUGCUGCGGAGGAUCGUCUCGCUCAUCGAGCCCACGGCCGACGACCACAAGCUGACCCCCGCCUUCCUGCUGUGUCUCUGCGUCCAGCACUCGGCCACCCACUUCAAGCCGGGCGAGUUUGGGCAGCUGCUUCUCAAGUCGGCCAAGAUGAUCCAGAGAACCGUGUGGGAGAAAACAAACGAGCUUGCCGGGAAGCAGAGCCAACACCAGGACCCAGCAUCCCUUUCCCGUUUCACCAUCGCGGAUCUGCUGCCGGACCUGCAGCACGUUAUCUUCUGGAUGUCUAACGCCAUUGAAAUCUUGUACUUUGUCCAGCAGAAAUCCCCAGUCUACAUUCAGAACAUGGAAGAGGAGAUUGACAUCAAAGGUUCGAAGGAAUCGCUCUUUUCCUUAACCAUCACAACCAGCGAAGAGGCCAUGACAGUUCUCGAGGAAGUCAUCAUGUAUACCUUUCAGCAGUGUGUCUACUACAUAUCCAAGUCGCUGUACGUCUCUCUGCCCAUCCUGCUGGAAUGCAACCCGUUCCAGAGUGAAGGCCGGGACGGUUGGCUGUCCUCCCCUCCGCUGCCCGAGGAAAUCCGCAAGGUUGUGCUGGUCUACCAGGCCACCCUGGACCUCCUACAUCAAUACAACGUCCACCCAGAAAUCGCCUCCCAGAUGUUCGCCUACCUCUUCUUCUUCUCCAACACUCUGCUCUUCAACCAGCUCAUGGAAAAAGGCUCCUCACUGGGCUGCUUCCACUGGUCGAAAGGCGUGAGGGUCCGGGCUACCUUGCGGCUCCUCCUGGAAUGGGCUCAGAGCGUUGGCUUCAGCCAGCUGGCGGACCAGUUCUUCAGCAAGCUUUCCAGCGUGGCUAGCCUGUUGGCCAUGCCGAAUUCGCAGCUGGUCCAGAUGACCUGGCCCAUGCUGAGAACGGAAUUUCCGGCCCUGAACGCUGCUCAGCUCCACCACAUCCUGACCCAGUACCAGGUCUCCUCCGAUGUGGGAUGCGUACCUGGUUGGCAGCCUGGGAAAGAAGAUAGCCUGGGGGCCUUCAGGACAGAUGACAUCCUGGAGUCGUUCGACAACCACCCCCCGAUCGUGUUGCCCAGCGGGGGGUUCAAGGUGGACCUGGAGGUGGAACACCUGGACGACAACAUCUACCGCCAUCUCCUCUACAUCCGCCACUUCCUGUGGAGCCUGCGCAGUAAAAGCCCCCACCCCAACGACACCCCAGAAGCAGAAACCCCCAAGACAGAAGCUGUCAGCUGCCAAACCACUCCCCGCGUGGCUUCAGAGACUCCCCCGGUGGGAAACUCCCUCGGCCGGGCGAACCGCAGGCGGCCCACGAGUUGCGCCGAGCCAAGAGCGGAAGGGAGUCCCCUCGUGGUCACGGGCACAAAUGGAUCUGCCCAGGAUCAUGACCUCUGCGAGACGCAGCUCCUGGAGAGCCUCCAACAGGUGCACCUCCAGGCCCAGCCGGGGAAGACCAGCAGCUCCAAUCCCGUCGUGAUCACAGCCGACCUUUCUUGCUUGCUGACCCCGCCCAACACGCCCCUGACCGUUGACCCCGUCAACCUCAACUUGACUCCUGAGGGCAUCCCUGGGAAACCCGGCGCGGAUCCUCGAAGGAAUGGGCUCAGCGGCAGCAAAACCAUAAGCCCAGAAGGCUCUUCACCGACUCCGUACGACUUCCCCACGCCGGCCUCCUCCAGCCGCAGCUCGGCGACGGACGACUUCUGCUAUGUCUUCGUGGUGGAGCUGGAAAAGGGGCCCAUCGGCCUGGGGAUGGGGCUGAUCGAUGGCCUGCACACUCCCUUGAAUUCUCCUGGGAUCUAUAUCCGGACUUUGAUCCAAGAUAGUCCCGCGGCGGCUGACGGCAGGCUCUCCAUUGGGGAUCGCAUCCUGGCCGUUAAUGGCACCAGCCUGAUCGGUUCCGAUUAUCAAAGUGCCGUGGACCUCAUCCGAUCGGGCGGGAAGAAGUUGCGUUUUCUGGUGGCCAAAUCUGACCUGGAGGUAGCCAAGAAAAUCAGCUUCAAUUCUUCUCCCACCCCAUGAAGCGUCGCAUCGAGAGAACCCUCCCGGAGUCUCCCUCCUGCUGACGCGGCAAUGACAAACCAAGCC